This is a messenger RNA of Cuscuta campestris, 740 nucleotides long. NCBI's taxonomy places the organism in Eukaryota, Viridiplantae, Streptophyta, Magnoliopsida, Solanales, Convolvulaceae. The record is from the annotation of a GenBank genome assembly.
CACCCCUAGAGACAACAUUGCAAUUUGCAAAACAAACUUAUUUUGAAUACAACCAAACAAUGCCUUACUCCAACCAGCUCGCUCCUCUCGCUCUCUUCUUGCUCGCUUCUUCUCUGGUUCUCCGGAUGGGAGCGGCGGAGUGCAACGGGAAAGACGUGUGCUCGCCGUUCGAGAUGCCGCCGUGCGGCGACGGCAACGGCUGCCGGUGCAUCCCCUGGGGGCUGUUCGUCGGCCAGUGCAUCCACCCCACUUCGUUCGCCCUCCCGGCGGUGGCGGAGAAGAUCGGGGCCCACCCGAACUUGUGCACCACCGACGGGGAGUGCCUCGAGAAGGGGAGCGGGAACCACUGCGCCCGCUUCCCCAACCCGGGCGUCUCCCACGGGUGGUGCAUCGACUCGUCCGUCGCGCCCAAUGGUCUCGGCCUGAAGAUGGUCACGGACAACUGAUUCACUGCCAGCUGCCAUGAUUAAUCAUCGUCAUCCCGUGAUGAUUAAUGAAGUUUAAUAAUAAGAAUAAUAAUUGUGGGCGUGUUACUUAUUAAGUUCAGUUUAAUGAGUACGUACGAGGUCAUCAUGCAACUUAUUAACUGUGGUGUCGUGGUUCUUGUAAUGUUGCUUGAGGUGUUUGAUCUUUUCAAUAAUGCAUCUAUGUUUUCCAUUUCACUUUCAAUUCCUUCUUUUUUAUUUACAACAUUUCAAAUUUAACUUUUAUAAAAGCUAUAUUAAAGGAGAAUUUAUUUA